CAGCCUUCUGUGAGUUCUCCAAGCUGCUUCAGCACACGGACACCUACAUCCCUAUCAGUGCUUUGGAAGCUUAUAUUCGACGUCUAGCAGACACCAUAUUCUGAGAUGUCACAUCAAGCAAGAUAUAUGUUGGUUUCUUUACCAACCUCAAUAUCGCCUACCAAUGACCGUGAUGAGGCAUUCACAGCUCUUCAAUCUACUGUAUCUUCAGAUUUCGGCACUGUCUCUCCAUUUUCCAUUCCCGAGUUCAAGAUUGGCACCCUCGAUGCGCUCGUACAGCAAGCGGACGAGCUGGCAAAAUUGGACGCUGCCUGUGAAGGGGUCAUUGGCAAAGUUGGCGAUUCAUUGCGAAGCAUACUCGGUGGGGAUGAGAGUAAGCUCAACCAGCAGAAGAGGGUUGCUGAGAAACCUGUCGACCAGUACCUGCGCUCCUUUAUCUGGAACAAGGUCAAGUAUCGAGCAGACAAACCGAUUGCCGAGUUAAUUGACGCUCUACAGAAGGAGAUUUCCAGCAUUGACAAUGAUGUUCGAAGCAAGUAUAAUCAAUACAAUCAAGUAAAGACAAAUCUGGUUGCUCUGCAACGAAAACAGACCGGCAAUCUCUCUACGCGAUCACUCGCGCAGCUUGUCGACCCUUCCGUUAUGAUUCAAGGGUCCGAGUAUCUCGAAACACACCUUGUCGCAGUCCCUUCUCAAGCUGUUAAAGAUUUCUAUAAAUCCUACGAAACGGUAUCCUCAAUGGUUGUUCCUCGAUCAUGCAUUUCCAUUACUUCAGACGACGAGUACACAUUGUUCGCUGUAACCACUUUCAAGAAAUACAGCCAAGAGUUCAUACAUAAUUGUCGCGAAAGAAGAUGGACACCGCGAGACUACACUUAUAGAGAGGGAGGGCGAGAAGAAGAGCUCAGAGAAGUUGACCGCCUGAGCAGGGAAGAGCGGAAGCUUUGGGGGGAGACAUUGAGGUUGGGCCACACUGGAUGGAGUGAGGCCGUCAUGGUGUGGGCACAUGUUUUGGUGCUACGAGUCUUUGUCGAGACCGUCUUACGAUACGGUUUACCCCUUUCAUUUGUUUGCGGUUUGAUAAAGACGUCUCCUAAAUUCGCCAAAAAGACGAAGGAUGCACUUGAUGCCUCGUAUUCAUACCUCGGAGGAAAUGCUUUCGGCCGUGACAAAAAGGGCCGAGUAAAGAGAGAUGAUUCCGCUGUCUCUGAAAUGGCAGCGGUUGGACACGGAGAUGGUGGAGAAUACAACGCCUUUGUGUUUUACGAAUUUGAGAUCAAUUGACGACGAGCACGUCUUGUAGGCAUUUCAAUCUGACAAAUCACGAUCACAGUCGAUGUUGGCUCGAUCUUUGUACAGGAACGAUUCUAUUUGUUUUAAGAUCUCUAUAUACCUCAAAUUCUAUUUGUAGCUCUCUCAU
This is a messenger RNA of Xylona heveae TC161, 1420 nucleotides long. Its product is annotated as vacuolar ATP synthase-like protein subunit C 1. The record is from RefSeq and is a predicted model, not a curated record. Gene Ontology annotation, cellular component: vacuolar proton-transporting V-type ATPase, V1 domain. Lineage: Eukaryota; Fungi; Ascomycota; Xylonomycetes; Xylonales; Xylonaceae. The coding region runs from base 106 to 1284 and encodes 392 amino acids. Gene Ontology annotation, molecular function: proton-transporting ATPase activity, rotational mechanism. The transcript is spliced from 5 exons. Gene Ontology annotation, biological process: proton transmembrane transport.